This is a messenger RNA of Schistocerca nitens (vagrant locust), 1605 nucleotides long. Its product is annotated as neurofilament medium polypeptide-like. The coding region runs from base 1 to 1605 and encodes 534 amino acids. The transcript is spliced from 4 exons. The record is from RefSeq and is a predicted model, not a curated record. NCBI's taxonomy places the organism in Eukaryota, Metazoa, Arthropoda, Insecta, Orthoptera, Acrididae.
AUGUUAGAUAGGUUGUUAGCAGAAGUGAAUGAAAUCGGUGGAAGGAUACAAGUUGGUGACAAAGAAAUAGGUGGAAGAAUAGAACCUGGUAACAUGGAAAUGGGAGGAAGGAUAGAAGCUGGUAACAAAGAACUGGGUGGAAAAACAGAAGCUACUGAUAAAAAGAUAGAAUGUGUUACGAACAAAGUAGAAAUUAUUAGUAAAUCUCAAAAGGAUACGGCGGAGGAACUCGGAAACCUAGCCAAAAGUUUUGAACAAAGGUUGAAGGAUUUUAAAAAGGAGCUUGAGGAGGGACUGGAAAGAAUUUCUGAGGUCAAAUUCGACAUGAGAAAAGAUUUUGAAAAUUUUAACGAUGAGGUGAAAGAGAGAUUUAAGAAAACAGAACACGGGUUUUCUCAUAUGUAUGAAGUAAUUAAAGAAUACGAAGUGGUACAGGGAGAUGGAGAAAAGAAAGGUAAUAUAAUGAAAAUUGAAAGUGAGGGAGAAGAAAGUGAGGAGAGUAGUUGUAGUGAAGAGGAAGAAGAAGGAGUACAAGGAGAUGGAUUUCUCUUACAUGGUAGUUUGCAGAGAGACACUACAGAAGGAGAGGGGCUAAUUUUUGAAAUUAUUGAGGCAGAGACUUCUGCAAAUUCUAUGAACAAUGGUAUAGGCACAAAGGAAGAGGAAAGAGCAAAUGCAUUUAUCAUGACCUUGCUAAAAGAAAGUAGAGAGAGGGAAGAAAGGUUACACAAAUCAUUUAGGAAAAGUUCGCAAGAAAUAAGAGAAUCAUUUAAGAAAGAUUUACGGGAAUCAUUAAAGAAGAGUUCACAAGAACUCAGAGAAGCAAUAGAGAAGAGUUCACGAGAAUUCAGAGAAUCACUAAAGGAAGAUUUACAGGAGAUCAAAACAUCGUACACAAAGAUGGAAGAUAAUCUGAUGAAGGAAAUGCAGGAGUUACCAGAACGAUUGAAGAUGAACGUCGACGAGAAAGAAAGUAAGCUACAGAAGAAUACAGACCAGAUCCAGGGAGACGUGGAGAAGACGGAAGGAAAGUUAACAGAGAAGAUAGAAGAAGAUGUUGAAGAAAAUAGAACCGAAUUGGGAGAAAAGAUCACCGAGGUGACGCAGAUGCAGAAACAAUGCAACGAUGUGGUUGAGGGGAUAGGAGAUAAGCAAAACCAAUUGGCAGUCAAUCCGAGAAAUGCUAUAGCCGUGCAGCGAGAAGAAGAUGACCAGUGCAUUGCAAUCGAAGGUGAGGACUUCACUUGUGGAAUCAAGAGGAAGAAAGGGAAUACUAAUUAUGAUCAGUUUGGAGGAGGAUUAUUGGAGAAAUGCUGGCCCAAAAGUCGUCAGUGUGCAGAACUUGAGGACCCACUACGAUGCAGACCACUUAGUAAUUGGAAAGGAACGUCGGAAGAAUUUGCCAAACAUUUGUGGAAAUGGAACGAGAUUUUGGAACAACCCCUGAAUGAUAACGUCAUGGACCGGAAAGUCGAGCGCUGGAGGACCCUCUCGAAGAGGAAGGCGACAGAGCGCAGAGGCGUCUCCGACGGCGACAUGGGCUGCUAUGAUGACGGCAUCGGGGGUAAGGGCGCGUCCACCUCCAUGGGAAGCGCCUUGGGCUGA